Nakaseomyces glabratus is the source of this 378-nucleotide messenger RNA. RefSeq names its product Mim1p (gene MIM1). NCBI's taxonomy places the organism in Eukaryota, Fungi, Ascomycota, Saccharomycetes, Saccharomycetales, Saccharomycetaceae. The record is from RefSeq and is a predicted model, not a curated record. Gene Ontology annotation, cellular component: mitochondrial outer membrane. Gene Ontology annotation, biological process: mitochondrial outer membrane translocase complex assembly; protein insertion into mitochondrial outer membrane.
AUGAUACGUGAGAACAGUGUGUUGUCUACUUCUACAUCUUCGAGCGAUCUGCGGGAGCUCGAGGAAGUGGAGGCGUCUGAUGUGCGCGGGGUGCGCUGGGUGCUGCGGUACCUGGUGGGCAGCUCGAUCAACCUGGUGCUUCCGUUCCUGAACGGUCUGAUGCUCGGGUUCGGUGAGCUGGUGGCGCACGAGCUGUGCUGGCAGUACAAGUGGUUCUACCACGGCCGGGACAGCGCGCACAAGAUAUUCCCUGUGUCGCGGAAAUUGCAAGCUCCGGCUCAAACCCACGAGCAAGAUCAAGAGCACAUAAGCAAGGCACAGCAUGGGUACGCACGUCUGCGGGAAAGAUGGACCUCCAUGAAGAGCAAGUUCCUGUGA